AUGGGUGAAUCGAUCGGCAAGAAGGUCCUCUUCUUCGUCGGCAAGACGAUCCUUAACUUCCUCGGCUCCUUGCUAAGCAUCUACCUUCUCUGGCUCAUCUUCUUCCGCCCCUACAAGGUGCGGCCCCACGUCGACGGCGCCGCCCUCGCCGUCUUCGACCUCGCCCCGGCGCCGCCGGGUAACGCCACCGCGCUGCGCUACGACCUGGCCCUCAACGUCUCCUUCUUCAACAGCCUGCGUAUCUACCGCGUCCGCUUCGGUCACCUCACAGCGGGGCUCUACUACAACGGCACCAAGAUGGGGCCCUCCGACGACACGCUGCCCAGCUUCAAGCUGCGGCCAAGGCGGCACCGCGUGGUGUACCCGGCGCUGCGCGGGCGGGCGAGCAACGUGAGCGACGCCGUGGUGGAGUCGCUGGCGAGGGAGCGCGCGGAGGGGCGGCUCAACCUCGACGUGAGGGUGAAGACGACGCUCACCUACAAGAUCUGGCCUAGCAAGGCCACCUACUACUACGAGUAUGACUGCUGGCUACAGUUUGCGCCGCCGCCCGGCAACGGCACGCCCGCCUUCACCGGCGGCUUCAACUGCGGGAGGCGCAAAUGA
Molecule: messenger RNA, 603 nt
Organism: Oryza brachyantha (malo sina)
Lineage: Eukaryota; Viridiplantae; Streptophyta; Magnoliopsida; Poales; Poaceae
Exons: 1
Coding region: 1-603 (200 amino acids)
Biological process (GO): defense response to other organism
Source: RefSeq, a predicted model, not a curated record